Dipodomys spectabilis (banner-tailed kangaroo rat) is the source of this 2829-nucleotide messenger RNA. RefSeq names its product proline rich transmembrane protein 3 (gene Prrt3). The transcript is spliced from 3 exons. Lineage: Eukaryota; Metazoa; Chordata; Mammalia; Rodentia; Heteromyidae. The coding region runs from base 1 to 2829 and encodes 942 amino acids. The record is from RefSeq and is a predicted model, not a curated record.
AUGGCCCCCAGCCCACCAAGUCUCCUGCUGCUGUUGCUGCUCCGGUCCCUGGGGGCUGGCCCAGCCCUGGGCAGGGACCUUCGCGGGCCACUCGAGGACUCACAGUUCUACCUGAUCCCAUCCGGGCCUCAGGAUCAUGACCGGAACGCCAGAGAUGAGAGCAUCUGGCAUUCAGACAGCCCCCAGAUGCCCACGGAAGGCCCCAAGAGGCCUGCAGACCCUCCCCUGAGCCCAGCCCUGCAUGGACCCAAGGCAGCCCACAGGGCCUGGGGAGAACGGCUCCCUGCACCCGAUGACCUCCAGCUGCCUCGGGGUCCCAGCUCCCAGGGCUGGACUGGACACCCUGACUCACAGGAGCCUCUGGAAGCCGCAGCCCAGGUGUCCCUCCUGCUGGCCCCCCCACACCCUGCCUUUAUCCCCACAAACUCCACGCCUCUGUUCAGGGUGCCCACAGCUGCUCCCUUCACACAGGAGCCUGGCGGCCCAGUGGAACAGCACCCUCCAAGAGAUGAGCGUCUGAAGGCCAAGGCCGGGGCUCCACGGGCACCGCCCGGGGCCAGGUGGCCAGUGCCGGGGGAACAGGGUGGGCAUGAGGAGGACUUCCAGGAGGCAGCCCAACCUCCCCUCUCCACGCAGCAGGAUCCAGCACCCCCAGUUGAGAUGAUGCCCCCUCAGGGGCCUGGGGCCCAGCCAGACCUGGCGUUGGCAAGAAGCCUUCCUCCUGCUGAGGAGCUGCCCCUUGAGCCCCCCAAAACGGGUGGAGCUGCAGAGGCCUGGGAAGUCAGCUCCCCGGGGCCUCAGCCCAAGCGGCCGGACCUCUCUGAUGUUCAGGACGGCACGGAACCCCAGCCCACAUCUCCAGCCUCACUGGCUCCCAGUGGGCAGCCAAAGCCAGCAAUCGCACCGAUGAACGGAGUGGACCCCAUCUCUCCUCAGCGCGUGAGAGGCGCAGUGGAGGCCCCAGGCACCUCCAAGUCCCUCCUCCCUCAUCUCUCAGACCCCCACCCAGCCACAAACCGAACAGAGAGCCCUGUGGGGGCACCGCAGCCAGACGAAGCCGAGGAGUGGCCCGGGCGCCCCCAAAGCCAUCCCCCAGCACCCCCAGUCCAGGCCCCCUCGACCUCUCGCCGCGGCCUCAUCCGAGUGACCACCCAGCGAGCCCUGGGCCAGCCGCUCCAGCCCGAGCCCUCGGCCAGCUCCACGGCUCCCGCCCCGGCCUCCAGCCCCCCGGCCAAUGCCACGGCGCCACCGCUGCGCUGGGGGCCCCUCCGGCGGGUGCUGAGCUUCUCCUGGGAGCUGCACGUCUACGGGGUGGGGGUGCUCUUCCUGCUGCCCGCCCUGCUGGCCCUGGCCACGCUGGCGGCCGCCCUGGCCGGGCCCCGGCUGGCGCUGGCGGCCGCGGCGCUGGUGCUGGUGGCGUCGGGGCUCCGGUCGGUGUACAUGCUCACCGAUCCGUACGGCUCGCAGGCGCGGCUGGGCCUCCGUGCCGGCCUGGUGCUCUACAACCUGCCCUUCCCGUUGCUGCUCACGGCGCUGGCGGCCCUGGCCCUGCUGGGCCUGGGCGCGGGGCUGCCGCCGGCGCUGCGCCGGCCGCUGCUGCUGGGGGCCGCGGCGUCGGUGCACGGCGCGGCCCUGCUGGCCGCCGACCUGCUCUCGCCCAGGCCGCUGCUCAACCUGCUGGCGCAGGGCCUCUCGUGCGCGUGGGGCGCGUCGGUGGCGCUGGGCACGCUGUGCCUGUGCCGCCGCCGCCUGCUGGCCGGGCCGCGCGGCGGGGACGCCAGGCCGGGCCCGCGGCUGCUGGCCGUGGCCGGCGCGCUGGGGCUGCUGGCCAGCGGCCUGCAGCUGGCGGCCGCGCUCUGGCUGUACCCGGGCCCCGGCCGCGAGGGCCGCUUCUCCUGGGCCUGGUGGGGCGUGCACUUCUGGCUGCGCCUGCUGGAGCUCGGCUGGGCGCUGGCGCUGGCGCUGGCCGCGCUGGCCGCCGCGCGGCCCCGGCCGCCCACCGAGCACGCGUGCUGGGCCAAGCUGCUGCGCCUGGCCUGCCCCGCGCCGUCGGGCAAGAGCGAGGUGCCCGAGCGACCCAACAACUGCUACGCGGGGCCCAGCGGCCUGGGCGGCCCGGACAUCAGCAAGAGCCUCAUCCGCAACCCGGCGGAGGCCGGGCCGCCCGCCGCGCCCGGCGCCGGUGCCUGGGGCUCGGCCGCAUCGCUGGGUCGCGGCCGCCCGGGGGGCCCGGGCCUGUCCCGCGGCAGCGUGGGGCCGGCGCCGUCGCUGAGCGAGCUGGACCUGCGGCCGCCGUCGCCCAUCAACCUGAGCCGCAGCAUCGACGCGGCGCUCUUCCGCGAGCACCUGGUGCGAGACAGCGUGUUCCGGCGCUGCGGCCUGCGCGGCCUGGCCUCCCCGCCGCCGGGGGGCGCGCUGCGGCCGCGCCGGGGCAGCCACCCCGACGCCGACCUCGAGGGCGCCGGUCCUCUGCGCCUGCGCGGACGCUGCCGCUCGCUCAGCGAUGUGCGCGUGCGCGGGCCCGUGCCGCAGCACGUGGCGGACGAGACCGAGCGGACGGCCGCGUGCUCCGGCAGCUCGCUCGACAGCUACUCCCGGGGCUCCCUCAAGAUCAGCUGGAACCCGUGGCGCCACGGGCUGUCGUCGGUGGACAGUCUGCCUCUAGACGAACUGCCCAGCACGGUGCAGCUACUGCCGGCACCCACCCCAGCGCCCGCCCCGGCUGGGCCCCGGGAGCCCCGGGAGCCCCAGGAGCCCCAGGGCCGGGCCCAGCCGCGCUGCAAACCCGGGGACUCGCGCAGCGCCUCCAGCGACACCAUCGAGCUCUGA